AGGACUUUUCUAGCGGGUCCUUUUUAAAUUCACCUCUACUCGUGGGUUUCAUGCAGUGAGACACAACUCUUGUUCGACUAAUUAUUUGUUGUGAAACGAACACAAAAUGAGUCUCGCGUCAAAGGCUUCACGUUUCAAAUCGAAGUUCAUCACUGAUGAGCUUGCGUGUCUGUUCAGCCAGUCGGACAGCGAGGGGGAGUUCGAAGGCUUCAGUGAGGAUGAGGAAAACGAGGACGGAGAAUGUUUCAAUAAACGGCGGAAGACCACGAUGGCAGGCUCGGAGGAUGACAGUGAUGUGGAUGCAGGGUUCCACUCUGAUGUAGAGGAGGCCCCUCUCCCAAAGAGGAGGAGUCUUUUAGUUGCCCUGAGGUUUCCGAUGAAAAGACCAUCUUCGCCUAAACAAAAACCACAAAAGAAAAGUGUAAAGAAGGCAGUCAAAGAAACCCCCCAGCAGAGAGGCAGAAGAAGGCGAAGGAAGCCCCAGGAUGAGGAAGAGCUGCAAGACGAUGAUGACAGUGACGAGGAAGCGCUGUCUCUGAGUCUGAAGAAAAGAAACAAGAACAUCCAGGAGAACAAGGCCAUGUUGGCUACGCUGUUUGCAGAUCUCAGCACCAUGGCUGACCUGGCUCUGUCCACCCCCACUCAAAAGAAGAAGAGAGAGUCAGUGAAGGCACCCCGGAAAGGCAAAACUAAACUAGAUAUGAAGUCCAAAAGGAAAAAUCCAUCUCGUAAAGCCCGUCCUCCGAAGAAUUUUGCAGUGGAGGAGAAAACGGAGACGCUCUCACAAAGAAAUCCCAGAAAAGUAGACCUCAGGAAACUCAUGCAGGUGGAUGAGGAUGUUGUUGGUGAGAGACAGAAAAUGAAAAAGCGGCAAAAGAAAAAGAAGAGCCGGUUUGCGGUAAGACCAGUGGAUGACAUCACCAAAGAAGAUCUGGACAACAUAGUGUACUGCAGCAAGUUGAAGAUAUAUGACAAAGACCAUGGCAGCUCAUGUCACCAGUGCAGACAGAAGACUCUGGACACCAAGACAGUGUGUCGCAGUGGUUUUUGUGUGGGGGUCAGAGGUCAGUUCUGUGGGCUGUGCCUGAAGAACCGUUAUGGCGAGGACGUUCGAUCUGUGUUGCUUGACCCGAAGUGGGCGUGUCCCAUCUGCCGAGGAAUAUGUAACUGCAGCGUAUGUCGUAAGAAGGAGGGACGCUGCGCCACAGGCCUCCUAGUGGCUCUGGCUCGCUUUAACGGCCACGACAAUGUUCACGAGUAUCUGAAAAAUAUUCAGAAGGAGUUGAAAUAGAGUCCAGAGAACUGAGCAGAGAGGAGAACCCGUUUCUAAAGCUGGUAUCCAGAAGAGGUUCUGGUGUUGCACAGUACCAUUAAACCUUGUUUUAAUACAUACUCUAUAUGAUUAGUCUUUUUAUAGAAAGAAACGCAUAGUUUAUUUUACGUCACCUUAAGAAAAAUACACUGUUGUCUAUAUACUGUCGUCUUAUAUACUGUAUGUAUCUUUUUCGUUUUCAGUUGUUUGUUUUGUCUGUCCUUUCUGUUACUACCUUGUUGAGACUGAUGCAGCAUUCUUGUCAAAAUAAUAAUAAAGAAUGUUAUUACCUA
Messenger RNA from Betta splendens (Siamese fighting fish), 1605 nucleotides. RefSeq names its product cell division cycle associated 7b (gene cdca7b). Lineage: Eukaryota; Metazoa; Chordata; Actinopteri; Anabantiformes; Osphronemidae. Gene Ontology annotation, cellular component: nucleus. The coding region runs from base 107 to 1291 and encodes 394 amino acids. The transcript is spliced from 10 exons. Gene Ontology annotation, biological process: regulation of DNA-templated transcription. The record is from RefSeq and is a predicted model, not a curated record.